Molecule: messenger RNA, 2276 nt
Organism: Gallus gallus (chicken)
Lineage: Eukaryota; Metazoa; Chordata; Aves; Galliformes; Phasianidae
Gene: KIFC1
Product: kinesin family member C1
Exons: 14
Coding region: 25-1968 (647 amino acids)
Biological process (GO): microtubule-based movement
Molecular function (GO): microtubule binding; microtubule motor activity; ATP binding
Source: RefSeq, marked validated
GAGGAGUUUGAAGGAAGGCGCGCAAUGGCGGCGGUAGGGUCUGGAGGGAGCGUCGGUGCCGCGCCGGGAAUGGCGGUGGUUGCGCCGCUCCCCGCCCUCACCUCGCGGCUCCCGGUCCGCAGAGCUGCGGCCAAGCGGGCGGCUUCCGGCCCUCAGCCGGCGGCUCCCGAGCAGAAACGGGCCCGCUCCGGCACUGCCUCAUCGCAGCCCCCCGGCCGAGCCCCGCUGCGGGCACUGAGCGUUCCGGCUGCCCCGGGGCCAGGGCCUCCGCGUAAAGCGCUGACGGUGACCGCCGCCCCGAGGACCGGGAAAGGGAACUGCGGGGCAGCCCCGGUCCCUGCAGAGGCUCCGGUCGGCGGCGCCCAUCGUCGUCGAGCGGCGUGGGAUCUGAAGGGACAACUGAGCGACCUCCGGGCCGCCCUGGGGAACCAAAAGGAGAAAGCACAAAGGUUGGAUGGGGAGAACCGACAGCUCCGGGAGCAGCUGCGGGAGCUGCAGGAGGCGCUACAGGAACGGGAGAGGCGUGUGGAGGAGCUGGAUGGAUGUGUGAGCACGUUGAGCACAGAGCUGGAGAAGCACCGCCAGGAAUCGGAGCUGCGGGGCCAGCAGUUGGAGGAGCUGCGGGAGGCAGACAGGGAGCUGUCAGCACGGCUGGAGGCUGCCGAGGCUCAGCUCCACCAGACCAAGGCCGCGUUGGCUCAGAGCGACUCGGAGGUGGCGGAGCUGCGGCUGAGGGCCGAGUCGCAGGCCAGGCGGCUGCGGGAGCAGGAGGAGCUGCACGAGGCAGAGGUGGCAGAGCUGAGGGCCCAAAACCAAACCCAAUCGCAGCGCCUGCAGGAGAAGGAGGAGCAGCAGCACGCGCUGGAGAUGGAGCGCCGCCGCCUGCACAACCUGGUGCAGGAGCUCAAGGGGAACAUCCGUGUGUUUUGCCGUGUGAGGCCGCUGCUGGCUGCUGAGAAGGAGAAACAGAAGGGCAUGGAGCACCUCCACUUCCCCCCGCAGGACAACAAGACGCUGGUGCUGCUCCGGGAGGAGGAGUCCCACAUCGGCCGUGAGCGCAAAGAGGACCUCAAAUACGACUUCAGCUUCGAUCGCGUUUUCCGGCCCAGCGCCUCGCAGGAGGAGGUGUUUGAGGAGAUCUCACUGCUGGUGCAGUCUGCACUCGAUGGUUAUCACGUCUGCAUCUUCGCCUACGGGCAGACGGGCAGUGGGAAAACCUACACCAUGGAGGGGCCGGACGCGUUGGACCCCGAGAGAAGGGGGAUGAUUCCCAGAGCGGUGCGCCAGGUCUUCCAGGGAGCACAGGAGCUGGCAGAGAAGGGCUGGCAGUAUCGUUUCAGCGCCAGCUUCCUGGAGAUCUACAACGAGUCGCUGCGGGACCUGCUGGGCGCUCGGCCGGAGUGCGGGGAGCUGGAGAUCCGCCGGGUCAGCUCAGCCAGCGAGGAGCUGCACGUCCCCAACCUGCGCCGCAUCCCCGUGGCUUCCGAGGACGAGGUGCUGCAGUUGCUGCAGACAGCCACUGCCAACCGCUCGGUGGCACGGACAGCACUCAAUGACCACUCGUCCCGCAGCCACAGCAUCUUCCAGCUCCGCAUCGACGGCACCAAUGCUGCCCGCGAGCUGCGCUGCAGCUCUGUGCUCAGCCUGGUGGACCUGGCGGGCAGUGAACGUUUGGAUAAGUCUCAGUCCCAGGGGAAGCGGCUCCGCGAGACGCAGUCCAUCAACACCAGCCUGUCCUCCUUGGGGUUGGUCAUCAUGGCCCUGGCCAAGAAGGAGCCCCACAUCCCUUAUCGGAACAGCAAGCUGACCUACCUGCUGCAGAACUCGCUGGGGGGCAACGCCAAGAUGCUGAUGUUUGUCAACAUUUCCCCCCUGGAGGAGAACUUCUCUGAGUCCCUCAACUCCCUGCGCUUCGCCAGCAAGGUCAACGAGUGCGUAGUGGGCACAGCCCACGCCAACCGGAAGUAGCCCCCCCCACCUCCUGGGCCACUUCCGGUCCCCUCGGUGUUUUUGUAAUGCCCCUUCUAAUAAAGAACCCCCUCCGACCGGAGCUGAUUGGCUGCGGACGUCACGUGGGCUGAGGAGGAAAAACGGCGGCUCCCAAAGGGGAGUGCUCCCUGUACGGCGAUAUGGCGCCGCCCAGCGGUGGGGGCGCACUUCCGCUUUUGCGCAGGGCGCCGUCUGCUGUGGAGGGGGCGGGCAGUUGAAUCCCUUAAAGGCGCAGCGUCCCAAAAAAAAACAUUUUAAUUAUAAUAAAAAAAAAGGAGACAAUUUUA